Messenger RNA from Naumovozyma dairenensis CBS 421, 2382 nucleotides. It is a transcript of the gene CTF18, whose product is annotated as Ctf18p. Gene Ontology annotation, molecular function: ATP binding; DNA binding; ATP hydrolysis activity. The coding region runs from base 1 to 2382 and encodes 793 amino acids. Lineage: Eukaryota; Fungi; Ascomycota; Saccharomycetes; Saccharomycetales; Saccharomycetaceae. The record is from RefSeq and is a predicted model, not a curated record. Gene Ontology annotation, cellular component: nucleus. The transcript has a single exon.
AUGGAUUUGGAUACGCAGGAGAUUCCUGUAGUUGCUGUACCCUUGGAUGUAAGUAAAUUGGGCCACAGUUCACUGUUUGAGGGUGGCAGUGAUGCACUUCUCAGUACUCAAGAAUUGAGUACUGUUGAUGUUGCAAACAAGAGGGGGGUAAGUGGUGAUGAUGAUGAUGAUAUUCAUCAAUUUAUUUCGUGCACUGGGAAGGUUAUUAAAUUGGUUAGAAAACGCAGUGAUAGAGGUGCGUUGGUAAGUUCGGAAGCCAUACCGAAUUAUCAACAACAAGAACCAUCGAAUGACGAAGAGAAUGAUAACGGCAAGGCUAUCUGGAAGUCUGACCAAUCCUACGGUAUUAAUAUCAAUGCACUUUUAGAUAGGAUUGAAUCGAAAAGUUCUGAUUCUCGUCAAAUAAAUAAAUCAACUUCGAAAAGGAAAAGAAAAAGUAAAAAUGAGACACUUUGGGUGGAAAAAUGGCGACCUAAAAGCUUCCUAGAUCUUGUUGGUAAUGAAAAAACUAAUAGGAGAAUAUUGGGCUGGUUAAGGAAAUGGGCUCCAGCUGUAUUUAAAGAACAAUUACCCCAAUUACCAGGAAUAUUUGGACAAGAUACCUCUAAUAAUACUCCAGAAAUAAAUAUUGAAGUUGACCCCUUAGAAAGACCAAUGAAGAAGAUAUUGUUGAUACAUGGACCACCAGGGAUAGGGAAAACUUCUGUGGCACAUGUCUUGGCCAAGCAAGCUGGCUUUACAGUCUCAGAAAUAAAUGCUAGUGAUGAAAGGGCAGGUCCUCUUGUAAGAGAUAAAAUAAUGAAUACAUUAUUUAAUCACACAUUUAAUGACAAGCCAGUAUGUCUUGUCGCUGAUGAAAUUGAUGGUAGUAUAGAAAGUGGGUUUAUAAGAGUGUUGAUUGAUAUAAUUAAUAAUGACGCUAAAGCGACUCGAAACUUAAAAUUUAAUACCACAUCGAAAUUUAUACAAAGGACUAAAGGUAAGAAGAAUAAAAAGAAACAAAGUUUGUUGCUUCGUCCCAUUAUUGCUGUUUGUAAUAAUUUAUACGCUCCUGCUUUGGAAAAAUUAAAACCUCAUUGUGAAAUCAUUUCAUUUAAAAGACCAUCAGAUAAAUCAUUGCAAGAAAGAUUAGAAACUAUCUCCAUGAAAGAACAUCUUGAUAUAUCCACCAAGGAGCUGAUAGAUUUAAUGGAUCUGGCUGAAGGGGAUGUAAGAAAUUGUAUUAAUAAUUUACAAUUUCUAUCUUCACAUAGUAGAUAUAAAGCGAAACAGACAAGUGAAACAGCGGAUGGUUUUGAUUCCAAGUCAAAGAAUAAGACAUGGGAAUCAGCAAAUAAAGAUCAUGCAGUUUCAUGGUUUAGAAUGGUUAAUGAAAUCUUUAAAAAGGAUCCACAUCGAGAUAUUAAAAGUCAAUUCAGUGAAAUAUUACACCAAAUAGAACAAAAUGGUAAUUAUGAUCGUAUUGCUCAAGGUUGUUUCUCAUUAUACCCAUUCGUCAAGUAUUCAGACAAUGGUAUGAAGAAACCAAAUCAUAUUUCAGAUUGGUUAUAUUUCCAUGAUAGAAUGUUCAGUUCUUUAUUUGAACAUAAUGGUGAAUUAUUACGUUAUUCUUCCAUAGUACCAUUGGUAUUUUUCCAAAAUUUUGGUGAUGUUGCAAAUAAGGAAGAUUUAAGAAUCAAGAAUGUAGAAUUUGAAAAUAGAGAAAAACAAAAAAUGAACCAAGCUAUUAUUUCAUCAAUAGUCCAUAGCAUUUCUACAGGAUCUCCAAAGAUGCUUCCAUUUAUAGAUAGAAGAUCAUUGGUUUUUGAAUUAUUGCCCUUUAUUGAUCAAAUGUUAUGUUCUGAUUUCUUAAAAUUAAGAGACUUAAACUCAAAACGAUUAAUAACAGAGUCAUUGUUGGACAUCUUGAAUACCUUCAAAUUAAAUAUGAUUCAAAUACCAUAUGAAGGAUUGGGGAUGGAUCAUGUUUUAUCCAUAGAUCCACCGAUUGAUAAAGUUGUAUUAUUGGAUCCUUCUUCAAUAAAAAAUGUACUGACUAAAAGACCUCCUGUAUUACAUCUUCUUCUAGCCAAAAUAGAAGAAAGUAAAGUGAAGAAAAGACAUAUUGAUCAAGUUGAAAAAAACAAAGCUGAAACGGAAGAAAUCGCCAAUAAAAAGGCUAAGAAUUCCGAAAUUAAUAAUAUCGACAAUAAAAGUAAUGGUUCUACGAUAGAUUUCUUCAAGAAACAAUAUAACAUGGUUCAGAAAGACUCAGUUGAAGACAUUGAGAAAGAGCCAACGACGAAGAAAUCAAAUGAAACGACAAGAAUAUGGGUGAAAUACAAAGAGGGGUUUUCUAAUGCCGUGAGAAAGAAUGUCACAUGGGAAAGUUUAUGGCAAUAA